GUGCGCCUCAAGGGAGGUGGAGGGGGGAGUCGCGUCUCUGUGUUGAAGAAGCCUAGGAGGUGCGCGUCAGUUGGGUUGAGGUUGUCGCGUAAAUGUGGAGACGACCGGUAAGAAACUCAUUUUUGUGGAAAAGCAAAAGCUGAGGUACCUUUGGGCCGGCAAGCAAAAUGCCUCAGAAACGAUCUCUGUCAAAAUGCUCAAAUUCCUUCAAGAAUGUUAAUUAUUUGCCCCGGUCUAGAAAGGAUCGAAAUUUGAUUGUGAAGCGCAUUGCAGGCAACGGCCAAGGAAGGUUAUCGAGGCUGCUCGAAUCAAAAUGCAAGGAGCAGGAGCACAACAAGGAAAGUGGCUUGGUUUUGAGUGACCCAACUCUUUUAAAGCCAGCUGUCUCAAGUCCAUCUCCUCGCAGAGUGAUUAACACAUGUAGAGGCCUAAACAAGAUCAGCGUUCCCCCACCUUUAAAGCUUCGGAAGGUUAAUAAGAAAACAGUGCUUGAAAAGAGGGGGGAGAUACUGCAGAGAGUGGAAACAGAGUCACAGGAAGAAAACAGUGAGUUAAAAAUGCAAAAAGAAAUUCUGGAGGCUGAGCUCACAGCACUUGACCAGUUUUUGUACUGGCAGGAAUCAGAAAUAUUUGAUCUCGAAUGUGCAGUUGCUGAAGAAGAUCUCUAGAUGUGAACAGUUAUAAUAAAGCUCAGUGUGUAUGUGGUUGUGAGCUAUUCAAUAUGUGUUUGACUUCAUGAAGCAUUUAAUGUGGAAUGAAAGUUUCUGUUUUGGAUACAACUGGAGUGAAGAAACUGAUUCAAGUGCAGCUGGGAGUGUUGGGAAGUUAUAAUUUUCUUCUGGAUACAUGUGAAGCUAGUAGAAGGGAACGUUGUUUACAUAGUGAAUACAUUAGAAGUAAAGAAUCUGGUGUGUAUGUGGUCUAUUCAAUUGUUUAUUGCUUUGUGGAACUUUUAAAGUUAAACUUGGUUUGCAUGUUGAAUAUGUUCAGUGAGAGUAUUCGUGUUUCUUCGAGUGGCUGUGUGUGCAGUGAGUGUGUGUUUGCCCGCUAUGUUUUUUUAAACACCAUAUGAAGCUUGUAAAGUGGAAUUUGGUUUAUUUGUGUGAUAGUUUGGGUAAACAAAAGAAUACAAGUAAGUGCUAUGAGUGAGUGUUUGUGAGUGGUUUCUGUUCUUCUGUGCUAUUUUAUUUAUAUUUGGCCUCAUGAAACAUGUAAUGUGAAUUGCGGUUGUCAACUUUAAAAUAAAUUUUGCCUAUAACUUUAUUGUGUGUGUUGCGAGCUAUUCCUGUUUGUUAUUGUGACCUCAUGAUACAUGUAAUGUGAAUUGCGGUUUUUAACUUUAAAAUUAAUUUGGCCCAUUACUUUAUCACUGCAGUGUGUGUGUGUUGCGAGCUAUUCCUGUUUGUUAUUGUGACCUCAUGAAACAUGGAAUGUGGAGUGUGGUUCAUACUUUAUAUGUAUUCAUUAUUUAAAAUUGUUCUGAUGACAGAAUACGAUGAUGUACUAGAUUGUUUCUUCAAGAUUACUGUACAACUGAUUUUGCACUUUGUUUAUGCUGUCCCCAUGGAUCAAUAAAGGAAAUAUCUCUUGAUAAA
Molecule: messenger RNA, 1595 nt
Organism: Frankliniella occidentalis (western flower thrips)
Lineage: Eukaryota; Metazoa; Arthropoda; Insecta; Thysanoptera; Thripidae
Exons: 3
Coding region: 168-668 (166 amino acids)
Source: RefSeq, a predicted model, not a curated record